CGUAGACCUCCUGACGCGCGCGGCCUCGGCAAUGGCGACUGAGGCGAAGCGCCGGCGGGUGGCCGGGCCCGUGGGCUGCAGCGACGCGGACCCGGACCCGGUGGCCGGUUUCCUGAGCUGGUGCCGGCAGGUUGGGCUGGAGCUGAGUCCCAAGGUGGCGGUGAGCCGGCAGGGAACGGUGGCCGGUUACGGCAUGGUGGCCCGGGAGAGCGUGCAGCCCGGGGAGCUGCUGUUCGCCGUGCCGCGGGCCGCCCUCCUUUCGCAGCACACCUGCUCCAUUGGCGGCCUGCUGGAGCGAGAGCGAGGCGCGCUGCAGAGCCAGUCGGGCUGGGUGCCGCUGCUGCUAGCGCUGCUGCACGAGCUGCAGGCCCCGGCCUCGCCCUGGAGCCCCUACUUUGCGCUCUGGCCGGAGCUGGGCAGAUUGGAGCACCCCAUGUUCUGGCCUGAGGAGGAGCGCAGGCGACUGCUGCAGGGCACAGGUGUACCGGAGGCCGUGGAGAAGGACUUGGCCAACAUCCGCAGCGAGUAUUAUUCCAUCGUGUUGCCCUUCAUGGAAACCCACCCGGAUCUUUUCAGCCCCAGGGUUCGCUCCCUGGAACUCUACCGCCAGCUCGUGGCUCUUGUGAUGGCCUACAGCUUUCAGGAACCACUGGAGGAAGAGGAGGAUGAAAAGGAGCCAAACUCCCCUUUGAUGGUGCCUGCUGCAGACAUACUAAACCACUUAGCCAAUCAUAAUGCCAAUCUAGAAUACUCUCCAAAUUUUCUUCGGAUGGUGGCCACUCAGCCCAUUCCUAAAGGCCAUGAAAUUUUCAACACUUACGGGCAAAUGGCUAAUUGGCAACUGAUUCAUAUGUAUGGGUUUGUUGAACCAUACCCUGACAACACGGAUGACACAGCUGACAUUCAGAUGGUGACAGUUCGUGAAGCAGCAUUACAGGGAACAAAAGCUGAAGCUGAGAGACUCCUACUGUAUGAACGCUGGGAUUUCUUAUGUAAACUGGAAAUGGUUGGGGAAGAGGGAGCCUUUGUGAUUGGGCGUGAGGAGAUACUCACUGAAGAGGAACUGACCACCACACUCAAGGUACUGUGCAUGUCUGCUGAGGAGUUCAGAGAGUUUAAAGACCAGGAUGGAUGGGGAGAUAAUAAAAGGGAAGAGGACAGCCUGACAAUCACAAAUAUCCCGAAACUCAAAGCAUCAUGGAGACAGCUUCUUCGGGACAGUGUUUUGUUGACCCUGCAAAACUAUGCCACAGACUUAAAAUCUGAACAAGCUUUACUAGGUAACAAGGAGGUGUACACCAAACUGAGCUGGAGGGAACAGCAGGCCUUGCAGGUUCGCUAUGGUCAGAAGAUGAUCCUACACCAGUUGUUGGAACUGACAAGUUAGCAGGUUUUGUGUUGCCUGAAGAAACAUCAACAACAAGAACUUUAUUCUAAGAUAAUAUUCACUGAUGCUUGAAAAAAAUGAAAAUUUGGAUCUUUUGCUUCACUUUUCCUUUAAGUGCCAAAAGGAAAAGUAGCAAAGGUGAUGUGUUAGGGUUAACUCUGAGGUAAGGCGAACUGUUUGAAGAUUGGGCACAGUCUUUAAAAUUGGAAACUGCUGAUGGUUACUAAGACCAAUAAAUCGUUUAACUGUUUUGUU
Molecule: messenger RNA, 1642 nt
Organism: Enhydra lutris kenyoni (northern sea otter)
Lineage: Eukaryota; Metazoa; Chordata; Mammalia; Carnivora; Mustelidae
Gene: SETD6
Product: SET domain containing 6
Exons: 9
Coding region: 32-1387 (451 amino acids)
Biological process (GO): peptidyl-lysine monomethylation
Cellular component (GO): nucleus
Molecular function (GO): protein binding; protein-lysine N-methyltransferase activity
Source: RefSeq, a predicted model, not a curated record